GUCUAAAAACUUUCCUUCAAUUUAGUCCUUGAUCAUCACCACAGCCAAAGAAAAACAAAGAAGAAAAAGAAAGACCUGAACUGCCUCUUUUUCUCAUCUUCUGCAUUAUAACAGAAGAGUUUUCUCUUUAUCAAUGGCUUGUUUGGAGAUGUACAAGGAGGAUAAGUUGAAACCGGAUCAAGAUGAAUGCACUCUUGAUGGAACAGUUGAUUGGCAUGGUCAACCUGCUAUGAGAAAGAAAUCUGGAAAGUGGGUUGCUGGAAUUAUCAUACUUUUGAACCAAGGUCUGGCAACCCUUGCAUUCUUCGGUGUUGGGGUUAACUUGGUGCUGUUCCUGACAAGAGUUUUACAACAGAACAAUGCUGAUGCUGCUAACAACGUUAGCAAAUGGACUGGAACUGUCUACAUAUUUUCUCUUGUCGGUGCUUUCCUUAGUGAUUCCUACUGGGGAAGAUACAAAACCUGUGCCAUUUUUCAGGUCAUUUUUGUCAUAGGUCUGGUGUUCUUAUCACUCUCAUCGUACCUUUUCCUGAUCAGACCUAAAGGAUGUGGAGAUGAGCUGACUCCAUGUGGGUCUCAUUCAAGCAUGGAAGUUGGGUUCUUUUACCUCUCCAUCUAUCUCGUUGCUCUAGGAAAUGGAGGUUAUCAACCUAAUAUUGCUACAUUUGGUGCUGAUCAAUUUGAUGAAGAGGAUCCUAAGGAAGGACAUUCAAAAGUAGCAUUUUUUAGCUACUUCUACCUAGCUCUGAACCUAGGCUCCCUCUUCUCCAAUACUAUAUUAGGCUACUUUGAGGAUGAAGGGAUGUGGGCAUUGGGCUUCUGGGCAUCUGCAGGCUCUGCGCUGGCGGCACUGGCCUUGUUUCUUGGAGGAACUGCUCGGUACAGGCACUUCAAACCUACUGGUAACCCUCUCUCCAGGUUCUGCCAAGUGAUAAUUGCAGCAACAAAGAAAUGGAGUGUCAACAUGCCGUCGGAUGCAGAGGACUUGUAUGAUGUGAAUGGUGAAGAUUGCUCUGCAAAUGGCAACAGAAGGAUACUCUACACUCAUGGAUUCAAGUUCUUGGAUAGAGCAGCUUUCAUCUCAUCAAGAGAUAUGGAUGAGCAGAAGCAGGGUUCUCAGAACCCUUGGCGUCUGUGCCCAAUCACACAAGUUGAAGAAGUGAAAUGCAUACUGAGACUACUGCCAAUAUGGCUCUGUACCAUAUUAUACUCUGUUGUCUUUACACAAAUGGCCUCUUUGUUUGUAGAACAAGGUGCUGCAAUGAAAACUACAGUUUCAAACUUCAGAAUUCCUCCUGCAAGCAUGUCUAGCUUCGACAUUCUUAGUGUUGCACUUUUCAUUUUCCUUUAUAGACGAGUUCUUGAUCCUCUUAUAAGCAGGAUUAGAAACUCGAAAUCAAAAGGAUUAACUGAGCUUCAAAGAAUGGGAAUUGGCCUUGUGAUAGCAAUAAUGGCAAUGGUUUCAGCUGGUAUCGUGGAAUGCUAUAGACUCAAGUAUGCAAAUAAAGAUUGCACACGUUGUGAAGGCUCAAGCUCCUUGAGCAUCUUCUGGCAAGUUCCUCAGUAUGCGCUUAUUGGAGCAUCUGAAGUUUUCAUGUACGUUGGUCAACUAGAGUUCUUCAAUGCACAAACACCAGAUGGCUUAAAGAGCUUUGGAAGUGCACUUUGUAUGACAUCUAUCUCACUUGGAAACUACGUCAGUAGCUUGCUAGUAACGAUGGUUAUGAAGAUCUCGACUGAGGAUCACAUGCCUGGAUGGAUCCCAGGAAAUCUAAACAAGGGUCACCUAGAUAGGUUUUAUUUCCUCUUAGCUGGUUUGACAACUAUAGAUUUGGUCGUCUAUAUGGCAUGUGCUAGGUGGUACAAGUGUAUCAAGCUGGAAGGAAAAUUCGACAGGAACAACAAUGUGGAAGAUAACUCUGAAGUCUGAAACCAGAUAUCCACGCCUACACUACCAGAAACAUAUAAAUAAGAGGGAGGCAUUGGGUAGCUAAAAGCAGUUGACAGUGAGUUUCUAUUCUAAAGAAAAUAGGAUGGUGCUAUAUGGAUACAUCUUAACACCUAAUUCAUCCCUGUUUCUACAAAAUGGGACUCUCCUGUUGAUUCUGUUUUCAGAGUUAUAGAUUUGGCAGAAAUGGGUUGAAAGAGGUGGAUAACUUUUGGUUGAAAGUCACCUCAUUCUGAUUUGUUGGUUUUUGUUUGCAAGCCAUAGAAUUAACCUGUGCUUGUAAGAAAUUGAAUGUAAGAAAAGAGCAGGCCCUCUUUGUAGAAUAGGUUUAGAAUGCUCGUGUAUAUGAGAGCUGCUCUGUUGAACAAUAAUGGAAAAGUGCCUCCUUUCCUCCAAA
Ricinus communis (castor bean) is the source of this 2345-nucleotide messenger RNA. RefSeq names its product protein NRT1/ PTR FAMILY 7.3. Gene Ontology annotation, cellular component: membrane. Bases 134 to 1930 code for a protein of 598 amino acids. Lineage: Eukaryota; Viridiplantae; Streptophyta; Magnoliopsida; Malpighiales; Euphorbiaceae. Gene Ontology annotation, molecular function: transmembrane transporter activity. Gene Ontology annotation, biological process: transmembrane transport. The record is from RefSeq and is a predicted model, not a curated record. The transcript has 5 exons.